Molecule: messenger RNA, 1170 nt
Organism: Hyaloscypha bicolor E
Lineage: Eukaryota; Fungi; Ascomycota; Leotiomycetes; Helotiales; Hyaloscyphaceae
Exons: 4
Coding region: 1-1089 (362 amino acids)
Source: RefSeq, a predicted model, not a curated record
AUGGGGUCGCGAUUCACGGGCGACUCCCAGGACCCCGCGGUCAACGUGACCACAUGGCUUCUCAUGGUCAUCAUGGUCUUCAGCGUCGCGACCAGAGUUUUUUCAAAGCUCCACCUUUUCAGGAGACUCAUGGCCGAUGACCUCCUGAUAUUUGCCUCGCUGGUGUUUGGCAUCGCCCAAGGCAUCACCAUCUCGCUGGCCGUCGCCGCCGGCUAUGGCGACCACUACACGACCGUCUCCAGCGUAGGCUUGGAUCGGGUGAUGAAGAGCCUCUACGCGGCGUCUCUUCUCUACAUCCUGAGCCUGGCGUGCUCCAAACUAUCCCUGGCCGUGUUCAUCCGCAGCCUCACCCCGACCGCGAAGGAUAGGCGACUGGCCGUCGUCGUCGAGGCCAUUAUUGGGGUCUGGGCCACUAUUAUAAUUUUCGGGACCGCGUUCCAAUGCUCAGUGCCCCGGACCUGGGACAUAUGGAACGGCAAGUGCUUCAGCGUGUUGGCAUGGCGCUACUUCGUCGCCGGCUCGAACAUCCUGACCGAUCUCUUGCUUAUGGUUCAGGCGAUCGUUCUGGUUUCCAGCAUCCAAACGACGGCGAGGCGUCGCAUGAUGUUUGCCGCUAUCUUCCUACCCCGGCUUUUGUUAGUUGUUCCAAUCGCCGCGAUAGUCCAGCUUACCGCCAUCAAGAAAGGCACGCAGACCGAUGACCCGACGGUCCAGCUGUGCGAGAACACUAUCAUCGAGGGGGUCAUCCAGUGCCUCAGUAUCGUGACGGCCUGCUGGGGUCAGCUCAAGCCCUUCACCUCCUGGAUGCGCUCGAACGGGCUCAAGCUCAACGACGUCGACAACACGUCCGCCUGGUCCUACAAGAUGAGCGACCGCAAGACCAGGACCGGCAAGUCCGACGGCGCCGUCGACUCCGACUUCUCCCUCCCUCCGCGCCGCGACCGGAUCCUCAUCACGCACGAUUGGGACGUCAAUAGCCAGUCGAGCCAGGCGAACAUCAUCAUCGAGGCGGAGGACGGGGGGAACAACCACCACGACGACGCCCAGACCAGCGACGGCACCCACCAGGUGCGGUCGCCCGCUAGUUAAUCCAACCCAACUUAACAGUUAAUAAUUGUAUAUAUAUGUACUAUACCUAGAUACCACUACUAGAUAAGAAUUAGAAUCCUU